This is a messenger RNA of Cynara cardunculus var. scolymus (artichoke), 1875 nucleotides long. Its product is annotated as transmembrane protein 245-like. Bases 1 to 1875 code for a protein of 624 amino acids. The transcript has 2 exons. NCBI's taxonomy places the organism in Eukaryota, Viridiplantae, Streptophyta, Magnoliopsida, Asterales, Asteraceae. The record is from RefSeq and is a predicted model, not a curated record.
AUGUUCCGACCAACCACCGCCACCAUCAAAACCGACCCACCACCGGAAAUCCACACCAAACUCCGACCACCACACGAAACCGACAUGGAAACUUCCUCCCUCACCGCCGACCCUCAGGUACGUCUCGCGCUCUACAUCGCAAUGGCCCACGCCGGCGUCGCGUUCGCCAUUUUUGUUCUUUAUGGUUUAAGUAAAGUUCUCGAUAUUUAUCUCCGGCCAUUGUUAUGGGCCGUUAUCUGUUCAAUCCCUCUUCGUGGAAUCCAACAAACCCUAGUUUCGUUUUGGUCGGAGCCCUUGAAAUCCGGUCUAACCGACACCAUUCUCGCCGUACCCACCUGCACAUUUAGGGCUUUCAUCAGCACCAUUGUUGAGAUCACCGAGCUUUUCUUGAAAAUAAUCGGCCAUCCAAGAAGAAGAUUUCCUCAACGGAGAAGACGAAGUGGGUUUUCGAUGGUGUUACGUAGAUUAGUUUCUUUAUGGAUUUUUGUUAUGGCGUAUGAACAAUUUGGUGGUCUUGGUGCUACCUCUUUGUUGAUUUUAGGGUUUAUGUUUACAUCUAGUAAUAUGGGUUGCACCAUGUCUGUUGUUGAGACUUUUAGAAGCUACAGUUUUAAGAGAUCUCCAUAUAGUUCAUUUCUAACAAGAGGGAUCUUGAAAAGAUUGGAAACCAUUGUUGCAAUUGGGUUGAUUAUGGGGAUGAUUGUGGGUACAUUGCUUAUAAGUUUGUUCUUUUCUUAUAAGAUUGGAGUUGAGGGUAGAGAUGCGGUUUAUUCGAUCAAGUUACGAGUCGAAGAGAGCAAUUACGCUGAGAAAAUGGGGGUGAAACAAUGGAUGGCGGAGAAUAACGUGAGCGAAAUGGUGGCGAAUUACACGAAUCAGUUUUACGGGACUGUUUACGAACAUAUCGAUAGUUUAGCGGUGCAGUAUAACAUGACGGAGAUCGUUGAGGAAAUGAAACAUAUAAUGGCGGAACGAUCGACGAAUUCUUCGGCGCCUGCGACUGAGUUGGAAGCCCCGAAUCCGUUUGCCGAAAAGAUUUUGAGCUUGAGAAGAAGGGUGACAAAUCAAGAAUGGUCGGAGAUUUAUCCGGAGGUUAACGCUUUGUUUAAAGAAGUGUUGAUUAGUCGGGAGGAUAUAACCGAAAAGGCGAAAGCGAUGGCUUUUCAAGGAAAAGAUGUGAUUCACCGAGUGUUAGAGAGCGGUCACUCGAUCUUGGGUGGUAGUACGCGGUUGAUUCUUGUGAUACUCGAAUCGAUUUUAACUGGAGCCGCGGGUUUGUUUAGUUUUCUUUCGCAAUCGAUGGUUUUCAUAUGGGUUUUGUACGCUCUUAUAACAUCACAUUCGAGUGGGGUGACGGAACAGGUUAUGUGUAUGAUUCCAAUAUCGAAAUAUGCUCGAACACGAUGUGUUGAAGUGCUCGAUAAAGCGAUUUCCGGGAUUCUUUUGGCGACGGUCGAGAUUUCUUUCUUUCAGGGUUGUUUGACUUGCCUUUUACUCAGAUUAUUCAACAUACAUUUUUUGUAUAUGUCGACUUCAAUGGCGAUGGUUAGCCCGUUCUUCCCGCUGCUGCUGUAUUAUUUUGCAACGAUUCCGGCAGUGUUGCAGUUGGUGCUCGAAGGGCGAUACUUGGUAGCGAUUUGCUUGCCGAUUAUCCAUGUUCUACUAAUUGACUAUGGUGUUAGUGAGAUUCUAGAGGCGAUACCUGGCCACAAUCCGUAUCUCACCGGGCUUAGUAUCUUUGGUGGAGCGGCAUUGUUUCCGAAUGCACUUGAGGGAGCGAUAAUGGGGCCGCUGAUAUUAACGGUCGUGAUUGCUCUGAAGGAUUUGUAUGUGGAAUUUGUUUUGGAUGAACCAAAGGAAAUCAAAACGGCAUAG